UCGACAACACAACGGGUAUCCUGAGAGAGUGGCUGAAGAAUGUACAAAAGAUGUAUCACUAUGUGGAGUGGAGGCCAAUGGAUGACCCUCAGUCUUAUCCUGAUGAGAUUGGGCCCAAACACUGGCCGAACUCCAGGUUUACCCAUGUGAUGAAGCUGCGCCAGGCGGCUUUGAGAACUGCCAGAGAAAAAUGGUCUGACUACAUCAUGUUCAUAGAUGCCGACAACUUCCUGACAAACCCAGAAGUUCUGAAUCUGUUGAUAGCAGAGAACAAGACCAUUGUGGCACCCAUGCUUGAAUCACGCACCCUCUACUCAAACUUCUGGUGUGGAAUGACUCCUCAGGGCUACUACAAGAGGACACCAGAUUAUGUCCUGAUCAGGGAAUGGAAGAGGGCUGGUUGCUUUGCUGUUCCGAUGGUCCACUCCACGUUUCUGAUAGAUCUCAGAAAAGAGGCCUCAGAUCAGCUGAUGUUUUAUCCGCCACAUCAGGACUAUACAUGGAGCUUUGAUGACAUCAUUGUCUUUGCCUUCUCCAGUCGCCAAGCAGGCAUUCAGAUGUACAUCUGCAACAGAGAACAUUAUGGGUUCCUCCCUGUGCCCCUGAAGCCUCACCAGAUGCUGGAGGAGGACACGGACAACAUUGUUCAUGUGCUGAUAGAGGCAAUGAUUGACCGUCCAGCCAUUGAACCUUCUGACUAUAUCACCGUUCCUCCAAAGCACCCAGACAAGAUGGGAUUUGAUGAGAUUUUCAUGAUAAAUCUGAAACGUCGGAAGGACAGGCGAGACCGAAUGUUACGAACAUUGUAUGAGCAGGAAAUUGCGGUCAAGCUGGUAGAAGCUGUAGAUGGAAAGGCCCUGAACACGAGCCAACUCAAAGCCCUCAACAUAGACAUGCUUCCUGGUUACCGGGAUCCUUACUCCUCGAGGGUACUGACCAGAGGGGAGAUUGGCUGCUUCCUGAGCCACUACUACAUAUGGAAGGAGGUGGUGGACAGGGAGAUGGAGAAGACCCUGGUCAUUGAAGACGACGUGCGCUUUGAGCAUCAGUUCAAGAAGAAGCUCACAAAGCUGAUGGACGACAUCGAGAAAGCCCAGCUCGACUGGGAACUCAUUUACAUUGGCCGGAAACGGAUGCAAGUGGAGCGUCCCGAGAAGGCUGUUCCCAACGUCAUGAACCUUGUGGAAGCCGAUUACUCUUAUUGGACGCUCGGCUACGCCAUCUCCUUGCAGGGGGCUCAGAAAUUGAUUGACGCUCAGCCGUUCGGCAAGAUGUUGCCAGUGGAUGAAUUCCUGCCGGUCAUGUACAACAAGCACCCAGUUGCCAAGUACAUGGAGUACUAUGAACCAAGAGACCUAAAAGCCUUCUCCGCAGAGCCUCUGCUGAUCUAUCCCACCCAUUACACUGGGCAGCCAGGUUACCUCAGUGAUACCGAGACCUCCACCAUCUGGGACAACGAGACCGUGGCCACAGACUGGGACAGAACGCUCUCUCGGAAAUCACGGCAGCAGGGGCAGAUUCACACAGAUGCCCAGAACAAGGAUGCCUUGGCCCCUCAGCCCUCACUGGAUGCGUCGUCUCCGAGGGACGAACUAUGACUGCUCGGCUGAGGGACCCUCA
Gekko japonicus is the source of this 1620-nucleotide messenger RNA. RefSeq names its product collagen beta(1-O)galactosyltransferase 2 (gene COLGALT2). The transcript has 11 exons. Bases 51 to 1598 code for a protein of 515 amino acids. The record is from RefSeq and is a predicted model, not a curated record. NCBI's taxonomy places the organism in Eukaryota, Metazoa, Chordata, Lepidosauria, Squamata, Gekkonidae. Gene Ontology annotation, molecular function: procollagen galactosyltransferase activity.